UUCACACACCAUAUUGUCUUCAAGUGAUGUCAUCCAAAGGUCGAGUGGUCGCCGGAACCGAUGGAAGCGACUUCGGUCACCGCCAGAGAGUGGCCUCACACUAUCAGAUCAGUGCACUGAAUAAAUCUCGGCUCAAGUUUUGCAUAUUUUUUCAUUAUCUCCUGUUUGUGGUAAUGAUGUGUAAACUGUCGGACGACAUCCUCGACAGACUGGAUAUCUUCAUACUAGAGCUUCAGGAGCUGUAUAUCCCGAAGCCUCGGCUCUGGGAAUGGUUGUGGGCGUCGAGUGUUGUGUUAUCACUGUUUGGAUUGACAUCGUUUAAGAACAACAGUUUGUCUUCCAUCAGAUUCUAUGCAAUCAUGACAUUCGCGAUGUCUUUGUGUCCAAUUCUGUACGCAUUGGUCUACUAUUUCAACGACUUGUGGUCUUUCAUGGAAACCCGGGAUCUGUCGAAAGUGAAGGAUCAGUGGAAUGGAUAUCCAGUGGCACUCAUUUGGUAUACAUUUCUUGUGGUCGCCCUUCAGAUCCAUUUCUUCCAAUUGUAUUUCUCAAUCAAACUGUGGUUCGCGUGGAAUGUGAAGAAAGUGAACAAAAAAUCAAAUUAAUGUUAUUUUCUAAUCAUUUUUUAGUGUUAUUUUCAAAAUGACUUUAUUGUGAAAUCUAUUUAUUCAUUGAUAGUAUAUUUUGUGGGAAUGUUUUAAAAGUUAUAUAAUUAUAAUUAAGGCUCAAAUUUAAGGCCAUUUGAAUGGUUAACAAAACAAAGUGAUAGGAUUUAAACAUCACAUAACAAAACCACCCGUUUUUCUUAUAUUACUGGCAAUAAUUGUUUUUUAAUGAUUUGUCAAUCAAAACAAUAAACUAGUAAUAAAUCACAUGAUUUAUUAAAA
Messenger RNA from Medioppia subpectinata, 887 nucleotides. Lineage: Eukaryota; Metazoa; Arthropoda; Arachnida; Sarcoptiformes; Oppiidae. The record is from the annotation of a GenBank genome assembly.